ACACAUAUAAAGAAAUCCAGACAUUAAAGUCCAUAAAUGAAGUUAUGUGUAAUGAAGAGCAAUGAUACAAGAAAAAAGUACUGAACACACUAACUGGAAAUUAUUUAAUACUUAGUGGAGAAGCCUUUAGUUUCUGUAUCUGAUAAAAACGAUGCUGCUGUCUCUGCAUAGCAAGCCAUCCGACAAGCGCAAAACAACAGCAACCAGCAACAUCUUCCUCUUUUCAGCGUCACGAAGUCGAGUCCGUCCCAAAAGCCAUCUAUUAAUCGUCCCAUCACACUCAUGGACUCGUUCCUUAUGUGGCGGUCACAGUAGGCCUUACCGCUCCAUUGACUUCCAUUCAAACGCAUCCGAAACGGCAGAAGAGAAACGCAAGCUCACGUGUAGAAUUUUGGUACUACGCUGCGUGAUGAAAGUUCAGAUUUGGUGAUCUCUGACCUGUGUAAUCGUAUCACGUAAAGACAUGUGACUAAUAGAUGAUCAUGAUGUCCCUGCAUGACCUUUUUAGUAAAAAAGAAAGAAAUUAAAAAAUGGAAGUGCUAAUUUUAGCAGUAUCGAGCAAUCCUGUACUGUACAGCUUUGAAAGAUUAUAAAAACAACUUAAAAGAGAGUCUGCCAGGAACAGAUGGUAUACUUAACAGAUGGAAGCAUAAAAUUAUUUUUUUAAUUGCUUCAAAUAUUGUCUGAGAUUUUACUGCUGUAAAACGUCAUUACAUAUGAAAACUUCAGAGCCCUGAAGUGUGAUGAUGUCAUAUCCUGUUUCCGCCGACAUUCACAGUGGCGUCCGACAAAAAUACGCACGCUUAAAGCCUAGUGUGACCGCGGCAUUAGCUGACGUCAUCAAAGUGUGCACUCAGAGGAAGGCCACAAUGGCGAAGUGUGCCAUUUGGGACAGGUCCAACAGAAGAAGAGGAAUUGCGGUUUUUCAGCCUUGAGUGAACGGUUUAUUUUUCUCACUGAGUGGGUUAUGAUCAGAGCCUCCUUUUCCAGAAACACCAUUUAGACCUCAUAAUAAGACUUAUAAUGGAAUCAGCAGGGAUACGACCGUGUUCUUCUAGCAAACCUCCACACACUCCUGGUCCCACUGACUCACAGCUUUGUGGGGAUGUGCAGACAGAAAAAUAUACGUCUUCAGAUGGAGGGACAUCAGGCUCCGUAGAACACAUCACCUGUGUGAACCUUCAGAAACAUGUAAAAAAGGAAGAAACUGUAGAUGAAGAAUACUUCUCAACACCAGUCUCUGUGGGACACAUCACACCUGUGGACCUACAGAAUCAUGUGGAAAAGGAAGAACCUGAAGAUAAAGACUAUCUCUAUGCUGGGACAUCAAACUCUGUGGAAGAUGUAGACCAAAAUAAUGGAGGAUUUGAAAGGAAGCAUGUAAAAGAGGAAGCAUCUGAAGAUGAAGACAUCCAUACAAGGACAGACUGGGACAUGGAUGAUGCCCAGGUAGAAGUCUUCUCCUGCUGCUGGUGUUCACUUUCCUAUACAUCUCAACUUUAUCUCCACAAACACAUCAGAAGAUACCACUAUGAGGAAUAUGAGAGACUGCUACAAUCAGGAGAGUUAAAAGACAUGAACAAUAUCACCGCAAUAAGCUCCAGUAUUCAGCAAAUAGCCUCCGUUACACUCGACAUUAACUUCUCUAAUAAACAAAUACAGAAAGAAGUUUAUCCCUGCUCACAGUGUGGGAAGAGUUUUACUGACCGGAGUAAUCUCAAACAACACCAGCGCAUUCACACAGGAGAAAAACCGUAUCACUGCUCACAGUGUGGGAAGAGCUUUAUUCAACAGAGUAAUCUACAAGCACACCAGCGCAUUCACACAGGAGAAAAGCCGUAUCACUGCUCACAGUGUGGGAAGAGCUUUAUUCAACAGAGUAAUCUACAAGCACACCAGCGCAUUCACACAGGAGAAAAGCCGUAUUCCUGCUUAGAAUGUGGAAAGAGUUUUAUUCGGCAGAGUGAUCUACAUGUACACCAGCGCAUUCACACAGGAGAAAAACCGUAUCACUGCUCAGAAUGUGGGAAGAGCUUUAUUCAACAGAGUAAUUUACAAAAACACCUGCGCAUUCACACAGGAGAAAAGCCGUAUUCCUGCUCAGAGUGUGGGAAGAGUUUUAUUCGACAGAAUGAUCUACAUGUACACCAGCGCAUUCACACAGGAGAAAAACCGUAUCACUGCUCAGAGUGUGGGAAGAGCUUUAUUCGACAGAAUGAUCUACAAAUACACCAGCGCAUUCACACAGGAGAAAAGCCGUAUCACUGCUCAGAGUGUGGGAAGAGCUUUAUUCGACAGAAUGAACUACAAAUACACCAGCGCAUUCACACAGGAGAAAAGCCAUAUCACUGCUCAGAGUGUGGGAAGAGCUUUAUUCAACAGAGUGAUCUACAAAGACACCAGCGCAUUCACACAGGAGAAAAGCCGUAUUCGUGCUUAGAGUGUGGGAAGAGCUUUAAUCGACAGAGUAAUCUACAAAUACAUCAGCGUGUUCACACAGGAGAAAAGCCGUACCACUGCUCAGAGUGUGGGAAGAGCUUUAUUCAACAGAGUAAUCUACAAAUACACCAGCGCAUUCACACUGGAGAAAAACCAUAUCACUGCUCAGAGUGUGGGAAGAGCUUUAUUCAACAAAGUGACCUACAAAAACACCAGCGCAUUCACACUGGAGAAAAACCAUAUCACUGCUCAGAUUGUGGGAAGAGCUUUAAUCACCAGAGUAAUCUACACAAACACCAACGCAUUCACUAAGGUGAAAAAAAAACUCAUACGCUCAUACUGUAAGAAGAUGUUUACAGAUAAAGAUAAGCUCAAAGUAUAUCAGAGCAUUCGUACAUGAGAAAAGCUGUAAGAGUGCUCAAAGUACGGGAAGAGUUUUAAUCAAAAGAGUAAUUUCAUGCAACACCAACAAAUUCACGUAGCAUAGUUUCUGAAACAGGAAGCACCCCGCCCUCAGAACAGUCCAGUGCUGGUCGGACCAGUCGGAUUGAUCACGACGUUUUGAUCACGUGGACUGGGCAGAUGUUCUGGUCCGCCUCUGAUGACGACCUCGAUGUAUAUGCAGACUCUGUCACGUGUUUCAUCAGGAAGUGCAUAGAAGACGUGAUGCAGACCAAAACAAUAUGGAUCUAUCCUAAUAGUAAACCCUGUAUUAAUGGUGAAGUCCGAGCAGCACUACAUUACAUCUGCUUUUAAUUCUGCAACCACAGAGGAACAAAAACAUGCCAAAUAUUCCCACCGUAAUUCAAAAUUAUUGAAUUUCGAAGGACAAAAAUACAGAAAAGAAAAAUUGCCCUUUUAAUCCAACUAAUCAAUUAAUCAAAGAAAUAAUCGACAGAUUAAUUGAUUGUCCAAAUAAUCGUUACUUGCAGCCCUACAGAGAUUACAUUUGCUCCGUACUGCCCGCAUCUCUGGGCCCACUGCAAUUUGCUUAUAGUAGCAGCCACUCCACAGAUGAUUCUGUUGCCUUCACCCUUCACACUGCUCUCUCCUUCCUGGACAAGAACACUUAUGUAAGAAUGUUGUUUGUGGACUACAGCUCAACAUUCAACACCAUAGUGCCCUCCAAACUUGACGUUAAUCUCUGGGCUCUGGGCUUAAACAGCUCGGUCUGCAGCUGGAUUUUGGACUUUCUGUCAGGCAGAUGCCAGGUGGUCAAAAUGGGCAACAACAUCUCCUCACUACUGACCCUUAAUACCGGAGCCCUGCAGGGCUGUGUUCUCAGCCCACUCCUGUACUCGUUGUACACACAUGACUGUGUGGCCACCCAUAGCUCCAACGUCAUUGCCAAAUUUGCUGACAACACGACAGUGGUAGGCUUGAUCAAGGAGGACGAUGAAAUGGCCUACAGACAAGAGGUACGUUCUUGUCUGUACGUACACUGGUGCCAGUGAGAACAACCUCUCUCUAAACAUCAUCAAGGCCAAGGAACUUGUGCUGGACUUUAGGAGACAGGACACAAAGCACAGUCCCAUCACAAUCAACAGAGCAUCAGUAGAAAAGGUCAGCAGCUUCAAGUUCCUAGUGGCCCACUUAACGUGGUCUGUCCAUAUGGAGACCAUAAUAAAGAAAGCUCACCAGCAGCUCUUCCUAAGAAGUCUGGGGAAGUUCGAGAUGAGCUCCAGCAUCCUCAGAUCAUUCUACACAUGCACAGUGGAGAGCAUCCUGUCUGGCUGCAUCACCGUCUGGUAUGGGAACAGUACUGUCCUCAGCUAAAAUGUGCUGCAGAGAAUAGUACGUACAUCUCUGCAUAUAAUUGGAGGUGAGCUUCCCUCCCUCCAGGAAAGCUCGGGGGAUCAUUAAAGACUCCAGCCAUCCAAGCCAAGCACGGUUCUCAUUGCUACCAUCUGGUAGACAGUAUCACAGCAUGAGAACCCGUACCAGCAGAUUGUGGGACAGCUUUUUCCCCUUAGACCAUCAGGUUACUAAACAGUUAAUAACAACUUUGUGUGUAUGUGUAUAUAUGUGUGUGUGUGUGUGUGUGUGUGUGUGUGUG
Ictalurus furcatus (blue catfish) is the source of this 4495-nucleotide messenger RNA. Its product is annotated as zinc finger protein ZFP2. The transcript has 6 exons. Gene Ontology annotation, biological process: negative regulation of transcription by RNA polymerase II. Bases 1024 to 2751 code for a protein of 575 amino acids. Lineage: Eukaryota; Metazoa; Chordata; Actinopteri; Siluriformes; Ictaluridae. The record is from RefSeq and is a predicted model, not a curated record. Gene Ontology annotation, molecular function: DNA-binding transcription repressor activity, RNA polymerase II-specific.